Messenger RNA from Phlebotomus papatasi, 3942 nucleotides. RefSeq lists its product as uncharacterized. NCBI's taxonomy places the organism in Eukaryota, Metazoa, Arthropoda, Insecta, Diptera, Psychodidae. Bases 1 to 3942 code for a protein of 1313 amino acids. The transcript has a single exon. The record is from RefSeq and is a predicted model, not a curated record. Gene Ontology annotation, molecular function: zinc ion binding; nucleic acid binding.
AUGUUCAGGACACCGAGGAAAAGCGAUCGGGUGAACAAAGGCGUUCCACCCAAGAGAUAUGGAUUCGAAGAGUCUCCACACGAGGGGGAGGCUGAAGCGGAGAAUUUCCGCGAGACAGAGAAGUCUCUAUUGGAUCUAGAGAUCUCUGAAACCAGGAUGAAGCUGGAACUGAUCCAGCUGGAAAAGAAGAAGGCACUUGAGGCCAUGGGAAGUCGAUCAACUUCAACACCGAAAUUUUCACCCAAGUAUGCUCCGCGAAUUGAGCCAUUGGAUUCUGAUGACACAGAUGAUGAUCUGGAGACUCACUCUGCAGCUUCCCUGAGGAAGGAGUAUGCCUCAGACAUGAAAAUGUUCAUGUCAAGGCAAACUAUGAUGAAAGAUAUGAAAACCUUCGACGGAAGCUACCAGGAGUGGCCAAUUUUCUCCAGCUGGUGGAACAGCACAGCGACAGCGUGUGAAUUCACGCAGGAAGAGGCUUUGACACAGCUCGAAAAAUGCCUGAAGGGAGAUGCCCGGGAGACGGUUCAGUUCCUGCUGCACGAUUCGAGGAAUCUGCAGCUGAUUCUCGACAAAUUGGAGAAAAGGUUUGGACGUCCGGAAUUCCUCAUCAUGACGAUGAUGGAGAAGGUGAAUGAGCUGCCUCCGGUGAAGGAGGAGAAGCCUGAAUCCGUGAUGAAGUUUGCCUCAGCUGUGAGCAAUCUGGUGUCGUCCCUGGAGGUAAUGGGUAAGAGAAAUUAUCUUGAUAAUCCUCAAUUAAUGCGGGAAGUUGUGAACAAGCUUCCACUUUCCAUGAAAAUUCAGUGGUCAGAAUCAGAGGAGGCUGAGAUUGGUUCUUAUGUAACCAUGAAAACUCUUGCUGGGUGGUUGAACAAAAAAGCAGAGGCUGCUGUGAAUCGUAUGAUUCUCUGUGGGGAAUGUCCCAAGGGAAAAGACAAAAAUGGUCCAGAGAAAAAGUCCAAAGUCCUUGUUACAGCUGAGGCUGUUUUGAAGCCAUGUAAUCUUUGUAAUUCCACUGAGCACAUGGCCAAAGAUUGUGGGAGUUUUGUUAAAGCAUCUGUGGACCAAAGAUGGAAGAUUUUGACAAGCAAGAAGCUUUGCUUCCUGUGCUUGGGCAAAAAUCACAGUGCCCCUGAAUGUCGCAAAAAGCAAAAAUGUAAAAUCAAUGAUUGCGGCAAAAAACAUCAUGAGAUGCUCCACAAAGAAGUUGAACAGAGUGUUCAGCAGACUGAAGCAAAUCCCUCUACUUCAGUGACUGUAGAUGGCCAGGGAAGUAGCUCAGCUACUGUUAGUGGAAAUCAUGCCAGUAAUUCGGGAGGUCCGAAAGCAUCAGCUGAUGUUUCCGGAAAAGUGGUGCAUGUCAAUGCGCAAGCGACAGUACCGAGAAUGUUGAUGAAAAUCUUGCCAGUGUACGUUACAGGUCCCAGAGGAACUAUCAAAGUUUAUGCUUUCCUAGAUGAGGGAUCUACUAUUACAAUGGUGAAGGACACUUUGGCAGAUAGAAUGGGUUUGACUGGACCUAACAAACCGCUGAGAUUCCAGGGAGCAUCUGGAUUGCCACAAAUUGACAACACCUCGAAAAGUGUUGAGAUGAAAAUUAGAGGCACAUUUUCUCAUGCACGAGAAUACACCCUCUACAAUGUGAGAACUAUGAAAGGAAUGAGCUUGCCACAACAGACAGUGAAUGUUCAGAAAUUAGCCCAAGAUUGGAGAUUUUUGAGUGAGAGACCUGUCGAAGACAUGGUGGAAGCUGAACCAGAAAUCCUCAUUGGACUCGAUAAUGUGGCAUUAAUCACAUCCCGAGAAGUGAUACACGGUCCAUGGGAUGCCCCAUAUUUGGCUCGCACUUUACUGGGAUGGGUCAUUAUGGGGAAAGUCGCCAAUUCCACUGAGAAUGUGGAGAGCAAUUAUACAGUUUUGGACAUUGAACGUGCAGAUGAUUUGUACGAAAUGGUCAAGGAAUCUUUUUCCACUGAGGCUUUUGAAGUGAAGUCCAAUAUGGAUACGAUGUAUUCUCGUGAGGACAGAAAGGCUCUCAAAUACAUGGAGGAGAAUACGAAGAGGGCUUCAGAUGGACGAUUUGAAGCUGGCCUUUUGUGGAAAGAGGUUGAGUCUCCAAAAAUGCCCGAGUCACGACAAGCCGCUUUUAAGAGGCUUCAACACACUGAGAAAAAGCUGGAUCGUGACAAGGAUUUGGCUGAGGCUUAUUGCCAAAAGAUUGAUGAUCAUCUUCAAAAAGGUUACCUGAAGAAAUUGGAGGAUGUUGAUCGACAGAUUCCCAUGGAAAAAGUGUGUUGUUCUCCUGCCCUCGCAUCAUAUGCAAAAGAAGUCAAUGCAAGAGACUUCCAGGAAGAGUAUCCAGAAGCUGUGCAGGAGAUUCUUAAUCACACGUACUGUGAUGAUUACCUUGGCACAUCAGAGACAACGAUGGAAGCACAGAAACUAAUCAGUGAUGUAGUGAAAGUGUUCAAAUCCGGAGGGUUUGAUAUUGUGAAUUGGUGUGCUAAUGACAUGCAAGUGCUAAAAAAUUUAGCACAAGAUCAGCUGAGUGCAAAAGUGGUGAAUUUUGAGAGCAAUGUUUCCGAGAGAGUUCUGGGAAUGCUUUGGCUCCCAAGUGAAGACGUGUUUACGUUUCAAGUGAAUUUCCGACAAGUGUCAGCUGAUAUUCUCUCAGGAGAGAGACUCCCAACAAUGCGAGAAGUGCUUCGACUGAUCAUGUCGAUUUUCGACCCUUUGGGAUUCAUCGCAGUGUUUGCAGUGAAAGGAAAGAUUUUCCUACAAGAAAUGUGGAAGCAAAAGCUUGGCUGGGACACAGAAAUUAGUGGUGAUUUAGUGAUUCAGUGGAGGAAAUUCCUCAAAGAAUUAAAAGAAAUUGAAGAAGUGAAAGUGCCCCGAUGUUUUUCUGUGAACCUUCCAAAGGCUCACCUGAUUGAACUUCAUGUGUUUGGAGAUGCGAGUGAAAAAGCUUUUGCAGCAGUGGCGUAUUUACGCAUAGUGUUUGAUGAGGGCUCAGAUGUUUCAUUGGUGUGUGCACGGUCUCGUGUCGCUCCUUUGAAACAAAUGAGUAUUCCUCGAAUGGAGCUUCAAGCAGCAGUGUUGUGUGUGAGACUGGCCAAAACCAUCCGAGAGUUCUUAGAAGUGAGAAUAGACAAUGUAGUGUUUUGGUCAGACUCAAUGACUGUCCUAAAGUGGAUAAGAAACGACAACAGGCGCUUCAAAGAUUUUGUCGCGCAUCGCCUUGGUGAAAUCGAAGAAAACAGUGAAGUGAAAUCCUGGAGAUGGGUGCCAACGAAGAUGAAUGUAGCAGAUUUGGCUACUCGUGCGAGUACAAGUGAUCUUUCACCUGAAUCUGUCUGGUUUCGUGGCCCGUCGUUCCUGAAAAAAGACUCAAGCCAGUGGCCUGAAGAAAAGUGUAGUGAUUCUGGAUUGGAAAGUGAUGAAGUGGAAAUAGUGAAGACAAUAAUCAAGCCAAAAAAGGAUGUGAAAUAUCCACUUCCUGAUGUGAAAAGAUUUUCCAAGUGGUGGAGAUUGUUGAGAGCAACAGCUCAAGUGAGAAACAUUGCCAAUUUUUGGCUACAAAAAGUGCGUGAUCGUUUGAAUCACAACAGUGUUAAAAGAGUCUUGCCAUCACUGACCGUUGAGCAUAUUCGUGAAGCGGAAAGUGAGUGGUACAAAGAGGCUCAAAGUGAGUACCAUGGGUUAAGUCUAACCGACAAGAAAAGCAGAGUGUACGGCCUUUCGCCAUUUUAUGAUGACGAAGGUGUUCUACGAAUGAAUUCGAGGCUCACAAACAGUGAGUUUCCAGGCAAGUUUCCAAUUAUCUUGCCACCGAAGCACAAGGUUACCAGGCUGUUGAUUAUGGAAUCUCAUGAGCGUCAUCUGCAUUGUGGGCGUGAGCAAGUAUUGAAUGUACACAACCUGGAGAGUUCACGGACCGUGACAUGA